GCCUGCUCAGAAAAGAUUUGAUACAAGGACCCAAAGUUUCCAAAAUCUCGUUGAAGGAAAUUUUUCCACGAAAAAAUGAUCUCGCCUGUACGAGCAGAGUUAGCAGAGCUGAGGAAUCAUUUUAAGAAAAACAAGAAAAUCCGGGAUUACCAGGCGCACACCUCCAAAGUUCAUUCGGUGGGCUGGAGUUGUGACGGGAGAAGACUAGCCUCCGGUUCCUUUGACAAAAGUGUCACUGUUUUUACACUGGACAGAGACAGAUUGAGCAAGGAGCACAACUUCACAGGGCACGAUGGAAGUGUAGACCAGAUCUGCUGGCACUCCAGCAAUUCAAACCUGCUAAGUACCGCCAGUGGGGACAAAACUGUCCGUAUAUGGGACUCAAGAUCAAAGAAGUGUGUGACUAAGAUCAAUACAAAAGGUGAAAACAUAAACAUCACCUGGUCUCCUGAUGGCAGUACAAUCGCUGUUGGCAACAAGGAAGAUCUUGUCACUUUCAUUGACACUCGAACAGACAAAAUUAAAGAAGAGAAGCAGUUCCGGUUCGAGGUCAACGAGAUAUCAUGGAACAAGCAAGGCGACUUAUUUUUCCUGACAAACGGCCAAGGCUGCAUUAAUAUCUUGAGCUAUCCAAGCCUGGAACUUCGUCAUGUACUUCAAUGCCACCCAGGAACUUGUAUUUGCAUCGAAUUUGAUCCCACUGGUAAAUAUUUCGCCACUGGCUCAGCAGAUGCUUUGGUGUCCCUAUGGGAUGUCAGCGAUCUGGUUUGCAUGAGGACAUUUCAGAGGUUAGACUGGCCAGUACGAACUCUGAGCUUCAGUCACGAUGGAAAACUUUUGGCCUCUGCGUCUGAAGAUUUGAUCAUCGAUAUAGGUGAUGUUGAGUCAGGAGAAAAAGUUACAGAGAUAGCUGUGGAAGCAGCCACGUUCACAGUUGCAUGGCACCCAAAGCAGUACUUGCUGGCCUUCGCUUGUGAUGACAAACAGGAAAGAUAUGAGAGGAAAGGAGGAGCAGGCACUGUCAGAUUGUUCGGCUGCUUUGGUAGUAAUGAAUAAUUUUGAAAUUUACAUCAA
Cloeon dipterum is the source of this 1074-nucleotide messenger RNA. RefSeq names its product THO complex 3 homolog tex (gene tex). Gene Ontology annotation, molecular function: protein binding. The transcript has 5 exons. Bases 76 to 1056 code for a protein of 326 amino acids. NCBI's taxonomy places the organism in Eukaryota, Metazoa, Arthropoda, Insecta, Ephemeroptera, Baetidae. The record is from RefSeq and is a predicted model, not a curated record. Gene Ontology annotation, biological process: mRNA export from nucleus. Gene Ontology annotation, cellular component: THO complex part of transcription export complex.